AUGGAGCCCGGCGGGGACCACCGGAGCCAGAGCGGCGGCGGCAGGGGCGGCCCCGGGCCAGCAGUGGCCUCGGCACGGGGCCGACGGCUGCCGCCCACCGGAUCGAGCGGCGGCGCGGAGCCCGAGGAGGACGACGGCGGACAAGAUCUUCAGCUGGAAGGGGGUACCUUGGGGUCCUGGGGGAGUACCCCCCUGCCCUCCUCCAGGGCCAGGGGACCAGCAUCUUCGGGCAGGAAAUACUCAGACCAUUGUGAGGCCAGGGCCUCGAGGCCUGGAAAGAGCCGCAUCCCUGGCCGUGACCACCGGCGCUACUACCACGACCACUGGCGGCUGGAGUACCUGAUGGACUUCAACCCUGCUCGGCAUGGCAUGGUGUGCAUGGUGUGUGGCAGCUCCCUGGCCACCCUCAAGCUCAGCACCAUCAAGCGGCACAUCCGCCAGAAACACCCCUACUCUCUGCAUUGGAGUCCCCGUGAGAAGGAAGUCAUCAGCAACAGCUGGGAUGCCCACCUGGGGCUGGGGGCCUGUGGUGAGGCUGAGGGCCUAGGGGCCCAGGGGGCUGAGGAAGAGGAGGAGGAGGAAGAUGAAGAGGAGGAAGAGGGGGCUAGCCUCCAGGCUUGCCCACCCAAGGGCUCAGGCAAAGCCUCAGCUGGUGGGGGCUCCCUGCGUCGGUGUCGGGUGCAAGGGGGCCCAGUGGCAUCCCGACGCCGGUGCCUCUCAGCCUCCAGAAGGGCUGGGGGCAGCAGGGGACUGGGGUCCCAGCGCCUGGAGAGAAGGCUGAAGGAGUCCUUGCAGAGCUGGUUCCGGGCUGAAUGUCUCAUGGACUAUGACCCGCGGGGGAACCGGCUGGUGUGCAUGGCGUGUGGCCGGACAUUGCCCAGCCUGCACCUGGAUGACAUCCGUGCCCAUGUGUUGGAAGUGCACCCCAGCUCUCUGGGGCUCAGCGGCCCUCAGCGCAGUGCCCUGCUGCAGGCUUGGGGUGGCCAGCCUGGGGCGCUGUCUGAGCUCACCCAGCCCCCACCAGACGAGGACCUCGUUCCCCAGGACCUGACCAGAAAGAGCCGGGACUCGGCCCCUGCUGCUGGAGCCCCCUCCUCUCAGGAUCUCAGUCCCCCAGACGUAAAGGAAGAGGCUGGCAGGGUCCCUGAGAGGCCCGGGCCCACACAGGAGGGCGAGAGCGAGGGAGAGGCGGAGAGGGAGGGGGUUCCCGGGCAGUCGCUGCGGGGCGGCGACCACCGCCCUCACUACCAAGAGCGCUGGCGACUGGAGUACCUCAUGGAGCUGGACGGCGGCCGGCGCGGCCUGGUGUGCAUGGUGUGCGGGGGCGCGCUGGCCUCGCUCAAGAUGAGCACCAUCAAGCGGCACAUCCGCCAGCGCCACCCGGGCUCCACGUGCCUCACCGGGCCUGUCAAGGAAUGGAGCGAGAAGGCCGCCCACCUUCUGGCCCUGGGGCUGCCCUGCUCGGAGUCGCCCCCCAGCUCCACCGGCCCCAGUACUGCCGCAGUCCGGGAAGGGGGAAGGGCGGAGGAGGCGGAGCCAGAGGAGGAGUGGUGGGGUGAGCCGGUGGAGGGCCAGAGCAGGUGGCCAGGAGUGCCGGCAGAGAGCGCGGGCGAAGUCCCACUCUCCCCUGGGGCUGCUUUGGAGCGGCCCGCCGAGGAAGAGGAGGACGAAGAGGACGGGCAGGAACCCGGAGGACUGGCCUUCCCGCCGCUGCCACUGCCGCCGCCGCCCCCUCCCCCGCCGCCGCCGCCGCCCCGCAGCCGGGAACAGCGGCGGAACUACCAGCCGCGCUGGCGGGGCGAAUACCUGAUGGAUUACGACGGCAGCCGGCGCGGCCUGGUGUGCAUGGUGUGCGGGGGCGCGCUGGCCACGCUCAAGGUGAGCACCAUCAAGCGGCACAUCCUGCAGGUGCACCCCUUCUCCAUGGACUUCACACCGGAGGAGCGCCAGACCAUCCUGGAGGCCUACGAGGAGGCGGCGCUGCGCUGCUAUGGCCACGAGGGCUUCGGGCCACCCGCCCCUGCACCGCGUGACGGCGGCACGGACCUCAAGCCGGGUGCCGUGUGCCGGGCGUAGCGGACUCGCUGGGUCGCCCUGUGCUCGGCCGGGCCCGGGCUGGGAGGCCCUCGUAUCUAGUGCUAGAGCUUCCCACGCCCGACUGCUGUCGCGCCCCCCCGCUGGCCGGGCCGGGCGGAGAUUGGGUGGCGCCGACUCUACUGCUUGUUGCUACUUGGGUGUCGGAGCUAGUCGGGCGCUGGGGGAAGCGCACCCGGUCCCGGUGCUCCGGCCCUUUGCGCAGCGCUCCGCUUUCUAUGAAGCCAAAGCGGUCUCUGAAGUGUUAGCACCGAGCGCCGCUAGCCCCAGCCGGUGUCGGGCAGCACCCGGCGAGGCGCCCCUUUGCCAGGCUGGGAUGGGGGCGUCAUCAGUCAGUAUUAAGGCCUCCGGAGGGGCCUCGGGGAGGGCAGGAGGAGCGCGCCGGCCCCUUGUCCUGGCCGGGGGCCCAGUUCUCUGCGGCCUUGCACGCCAGCAGGCACAGCUCCCGUCUCGGGGACUGCUGACUGCCUUGUCCUAAUUGGUAUUCUUGGCCUCUCGGAGGCCCUGGCCACGGACGGGGGCCUUAGGCUGGGGGCGGACCCAGGGCUGGGAGCCUCCGGGAUGGGGAGGGCGCGUGGGACCACGGACGGGCGGGGCGACCCGCCCUGAGCCUGGGCCCUGCCAGCUGCGCCAGCCUCGGGGGCAGGCUCAGAGAGACCCUGCCCCUGGUGGCCCCGCCCUCUGCCACUCCCUCCCGCUCGUACUGGCUUCGUGUAAAGGGAUUAGCACUUUUUUCCUUUGCUCCUCUCCAGCCCUGAGGGCCUCCGUUUACCCCUAAACUGAAUCUGGCGUUUUUUGGUCUAGCGCCAGGUCCAUUUGAGCCCGGGGCACUGGCGGUCCCGGCAGUUGGCCUAUAUUCCCGCCUCCUCCCUUUGCCCCUUUGUCCUCAGUGGACUCGCUACCCGUUCUUCGCUCCCAGGGCCUGGGGCCGGGCCUCGGCCUCUCUCUUCCGGAGGCAGGGCCAGGCCCUGUGGGUGGGGAAGGGGCCCCGCGAUCUCCCAGGCAGGUCCGAGAGAGGGAUGUGUAGACUCAUUCUCCCGUGGAGAACAGGUGGCCCUGAGAUCAGGCCCCUUUUUGCUCUUUGUAUUUUAUUUUGGAACUGUAUUUAAUGCUUUUAUAUGAAAGGGGGCGGGACGGAGACAGAGCUGACCCAAUCACCCUAAUGUGCAAAUGUCUUAUUUAUUAUGCGUGUAUCAGAGAUAAGCUGUGAGGUAGUGGGGGAAGGACCUAAAGGAAGAAGGAGCUAGGACAGCGGCGGGGAUGGGAGGACUAAAUAUCCCAUACAUUCCUGUAGUCUCGGCCUCUUUCUCCGGCCCCAGCAUUGGCUUUCCACAAAGGGAUGCCCCUGCAGGGACAGCGCUCUCCGCUGGCUUAAAGUCAGGGUGGGGAAGCCAAGGGGUGGAGCUUGUGGGUGGGGUCUGCAAGGGUGUGGCCCUGGGGGACAAGGGCGGGCUGUCUUGAGAAAGCAGAAGGCAGAGAAAGCUCUUUCUCCUUACCCGCCCCAGGCCAGAACCCAAGGUUCAAGUGCCUCAGGCCAAGUUCCUUGACUUUCUAAUUGGGAGUUGGGUUUUUAUACCACGAAUUUUAUAGCAUUUUAUACAGUUUUGCUGGAGUUGGAAGGGACUCUGUGGAGAUAACUUAGUACCAUCUCUCCCCCUUCACGCAGGCAAAAUUCUUAAUACCAGAAACAACUUUUCACACAGCUAAGGUAGAAACAGGACAAGAACUAGGAAAAAAAAAAAAAAAUCCCAACUCCCAAUUCAGUGUUCUUUUCAUCAUAGCACGCUGCCUCCCAAUCUCUGGUAAAUUAUUAGAAUUUCUUUACCCAUUAUGCCUGCAAGGGGGGUGGCAUGUUUGGGGCACUGCAGGCUGUCACAGUGCACUUAUGAUUCCUGAGGUUGGCAGAGAACUGCACUUCUUGAGGAUGCUAAGCUCUUGGAAUGAGGGGCAGCUCCUGCUGCUGCAGGCCUCAGCUGGGAGGCAGAGGCUGCUUUGAAGCUUUGGGAUCAGAACACAAGAUGGGCCCUUCACCCCUGGCCAAAGGUCUACUCUGCAGGGCAAGGCUCUGGCUUUGUGUUCUUCCAUUGUUUUGGAAUUUGGGGAUGGGCUGUCAGUUGGCUGAAAAGUGAAUUUCCACUGAGUUUGGCCCUCCAGGGUUUUUGAGACAGUAUUAAAAUCUUGAGAACAGAUAAGCUGUGGCACCAGCCUGGGCAUUGCCAUUCAUUACUUCAUGCAUGUUGGUUUCAAAUCCAGAAGGAGUAUUCUAUCACUUUUUCCACACUGCCAUUCAAAAACAGGCAAAUCAGGACAACUGGUUAUAAUCACCUGAGCUCACUGUUGACGCUCAGGUAAGCCAAGUCAGAAAACAGGUUAGGUAUUGGUUUCCCCCUUCACAGAAGAGGCCUUAGAACAAAAGUGACUGAGUGGCUUUCUAAGUGUGGCCCCAGAUCUGCAUCAUCAUCUUAGGACCUUGCUAGAGGUAUAAAUUUUGGGGGCCCAAAUGUGAUCUGGGAAGUGCCGCUGUAGUGAUUCCUACUGUGACUGGAGCUAUGGCCUCAGAGUUGCCCUCAUUCCUUGGGUGCCUCCUUGCCUUGGGAUUCUGACAUGAACAAUUUCAUUUUUUUUUUUCUUUUUUGGUUAAUGGUAUCCUUGCUAUUAUGGCCAAUAUGUAAAUGUUACUCUGAAUACAUAUUUAUAUACCAUGUUACUUAGUGACAUUAUUUGAACAUUUGUAUGCGUAUUUGUGAAGUUGUUUGCUUCAGUCAUUUAAAAAAAAUACUUCAGCCUAAGUUUUUUAAGAGAUAUGUUGAAUAAAUUUUUAAAAUCCAGCGUGAGUCACAGCAGCCUUAGUUUUGGGAAGAGCAACUUGAGAAACAAGUUGUUUUACAAAGAGGUGACUGAUUCUUGAUUUUGGUGCUUAGUGUGGCCUUCUGUGGCUGCUUCACAUUGCAAGUGGGGAACCCUUCCAGGCUGGUGUGUUCCUCUGGGCCAGCAGCCCCCUUGCAUCCUUUUUUUUUUUUUUUUUCUUUAAAGUGUGGCUGGGGUGAUUGAACCCAGGGCGUCAUGCAUGCCAGAAAAGUGCUCUACCACUAAGCCAUACCUCCAGCUCAUCUUUCUCCUAAGCUCACCUCUUAGAGGGUGUCUGAUUUUCUCAGAAACCAAAUGCACAACUGUGCUUUUUACAUUAUGGAAAUUCUGCAAUUUAGGAAUUCAUAUAAAUUGUUUUUUAAAAUCCUCAAAGCGGAGUGAGGAGGGGGGAAGUGGAAGGAAGCCCUGUUUAUAAGUAUAAAGAAUAAAGUUAGCAGAACACCACCA
Molecule: messenger RNA, 5409 nt
Organism: Marmota flaviventris (yellow-bellied marmot)
Lineage: Eukaryota; Metazoa; Chordata; Mammalia; Rodentia; Sciuridae
Gene: Zfta
Product: zinc finger translocation associated
Biological process (GO): negative regulation of DNA-templated transcription
Source: RefSeq, a predicted model, not a curated record